Messenger RNA from Anopheles cruzii, 3408 nucleotides. RefSeq names its product cell division cycle and apoptosis regulator protein 1-like. Lineage: Eukaryota; Metazoa; Arthropoda; Insecta; Diptera; Culicidae. Gene Ontology annotation, biological process: regulation of DNA-templated transcription. The coding region runs from base 1 to 3408 and encodes 1135 amino acids. Gene Ontology annotation, cellular component: nucleus. The transcript has a single exon. The record is from RefSeq and is a predicted model, not a curated record.
AUGGCGUUCAAUCACGAGAACCCUCCAUGGCGGCGCAGAUCUGGCCACGAGAGCGAUACAAGCAUGGAAACAAUGGUUAACUUCCCGCAAGCGCAGUCCGUUUACAACCCGAGCAUAGGAUUGCAGCAACAGCAAAACCGCUUCAUGAUGCCGCCAAUGGGUUUUCCGCAGCGGCAGAUUUACUCACCCACGGUACAGUAUCCUGCUGCCCGCACUAUGGAUGCGAUCAGGUUCCCAAACCAGCCGCCAUCGCAACUGCCGCUGUCAUCGGUGAAUCAAAAUGCGACGGAGUUCAAUCCGAACAACCGCGUAUACACCUGGAUUGGUACCGUGACGAAGACAGAUAACGACUGCGGGUUCAUCGACGAUGAGGUCUUUUUCCUCAAAGGUGCAUGCGACAAAGGGAUAAUUCCGAAGGUGGGUGAUCGUGUGCUGGUGGAUGCCGAGUACCGUUCCUACAUGCUAUUCAAGUGGACCGCGUUACGAGUGCAGUUGUGUCUGUGCCCAACCAACACAAGCUCCACGGUCAACAGUGCUGGAAGAUCGCACGAAGGACUAUCUUAUAAUACUAUGGCGAGCGGUUCGCCAGACAUCGAAAAUCGAUCUCGUAAUCGUUACAGUCCAACUCAUCCCGACCGACGGGCACAACGCGCUGCUAACCCACGAUCGAGCAAGGAGCAGUUCGACAAAGCCGUGCGCCAACGUGGCCGUGAGGUACGGGACAAGAGCGAUCAGCAACGGGAGCGAUCUUACGAACGUCGUGAAAGAGGGCGCAGUCCGCCACGCAAGUCGUCCCCGAAACGCAAGCGUGUUCGCUUGGGUCCCCGUUAUAAGGUGCACGUGCCGAAAUAUAUUCUAACGAUAAAAUCUGUGGAUGUGCUGGAAAUCCGCCGGCGAUACCACAAUCUCUACAUUCCGUCAGACUUCUUCGUCUCGGAUAUACGCUGGACGGAAUCGUUUCCACCCGGUGGAAGCUUCUCCAUUCGCAACCAAUGCCCGUUCCACAUCAUGCCCAAAGGCGUCGAUUCGGCAGAGCGGCAGCUUGGUCCUGUGCCCGCGGACUUAGAUCCAGUCGAUGCCGACUACCUGUAUAGUGCAAAAGUGAUGCUCUUAAGUCAUGCCGCAGAGUUCUACGAGAAGUGCUCUUCGAAGACCGAGGACCACGACGGCGUUGAGGCCGACUACAUUCACCCUAGCCGACUUAUCAGAUUUCUCGUUGGUACGCGUGGCAAUAAUGAAACUAUGGCCAUCGGUGGCCCUUGGUCACCGUCGUUGGACGGGCUAGACCCGCACUCCGAUCCAAGCGUGCUGAUUCGGACGGCGAUACGCACAUGUAAAGCAAUGACAGGAAUCGACCUUUCCAUGUGCACCCUCUGGUGCCGCUUCGUGGAGCUCUUUUACCGUCGCUCCGAAAUCCUGCAUAAGGGUCAGUUGAUUCCGCCACGUGUGGAAACGGUGGUCAUAUUUCUGCCCGAUGUGCGCUCCUGCCAACCAACGCUCUCGGAGUGGGAGCGAACCCGGCUUUGCUACAAAGCUGACAUGGCCCACGUCACUAACCGUAGCAGCUCCGUUGACAGCGGUUCCGAGAAAGCGAAUCCGGGUAUUGUUGAACGCGAAACUCAGCAUGAUGCAGCAGCAACACGAGGUAAGUCACCUGCAGCUGCAGAAGCAACAUCAUCUUCACCGUCGUCGACGACGGUAACAGUCAUACCGGUGGUAGCUGUAGAUCUGAAUUCUGCCAGUGCCGCCGAGGACGCGGACGCAGUGGCUACGAUUGUAACUCCCUCAACAGCCGGUGCAGCAACGCCAUCAGAACCAGCAGUAGAGUCAACAACAGAAACAGCAAACGCUACUCCAGAGCAGCAGCAGUUGAGCACGAAUAACACCUCAGUAGCGCCUUCAACUGUGCAAGUCUCGGAACUAGGAAAUGUGCUGAGCGCAGAAACAGAUACGACUGACCUACAGGCCGACCGACCUAAUCUGCACACCGAUGGCGUUAAAGCUAUGUUCCUGUCGAGUCUACCAACGGUCGAGCCUACCAACACAACGAAAACUGAUGAGCUAGAGAAUGACAUUAUAAGCCUGUCCGACGAAGAGAGUUCCAUCAAGCCCAGGGAGCCAGUGACGGUAACCAAAGAACUAGAGGCUGCUACGCUUGGCGAAAAAGUGCGUCCGCUGCGCGACAGAGGCUACGUACUGCCGGAGAAACCGCACAUUAUUGUGCACCCGUCACGUGUGGCUAAGGCCGGCAAGUUUGACUGCUCAGUUAUGUCGCUCUCGAGCUUGCUGGACUACCGCCCGGAGGACACGAAGGAGCGCUCCUUCGAGGUUUCAUUGUUCGCCGAGUUAUUCAAUGACAUGCUGGCUCGCGACUUUGGGUUCACCAUCUACAAAGAGUUAUGUCUGCUACCUGCUGCUGCGAAAACGGAAGUCGAUCAGAAGGACGGCCCCGCUGACGGUACAACUUCAAGCAUCGGUUCGGAAGGUAACGGCAAGUCAAACGGGAAUGAUGCGCAAACGCGCAGUAAGCGUUCAGCACGCCACUGUGACGAGGAUCGCAGUGAAAGGGCACUGGCUACCGAAGCGAACGCCAAGCCGGAUCUUAUGCUCUCGUUUCUCUAUUUCGACGUUACGCGAUGUGGUUACAUUUUUGAAAAGGAUGUAGAGGACAUCAUCUUCACACUUGGCCUUAAUCUUUCGCGUUCCCAAAUACACAAAAUAGUGGCCAAAGCUACCGUCGGCGACACGUUGCAGUGCCGUCGAUUGACGGAACAGACGAUGGGCGGAACAGAAUCCGAUCGUAAAAAGCUGCAAGAUGACGCAAGUGGUACUGCAAGUGAUGCAGCACAAACAGACCUUGACGAUGGUGCAGAAAAAGCAACAUCGGACACGAUCGUGGCCGAACUAGCUUGUGGUAAUACGAACUACAGGAUGCAACUUAAGCAAAGUCUCGAUCGUAUAGCAAACGAGCCGGGUAGCGCGAAACAACGUCAAUCUGGGCAGAAUUCCACGGAAUUUGAGAGGGGAAGCAACGAGGAAACAUCGGCCAUACAAAGUGGCUUCGUCGAAUACCAGGGUUCCAUCAUUGAUGUCGCGAAGCUGCUGCAGCGACUAAAACGCUCGGAUGAAACACUGGCCACUACCGAGAAAAUGUUACAGGUUUCCCGGAUACAAAACACCGAACUGACUUCCAACAAGAACCGUGCCAACCGUAUAGUAAAGGAGUUGUUUGCCGAAACGAACAGCUUGUACAAUAAGUUGCUCGACUCUCGGCGAAGUGUGCUCAGGCUUUCGAUGCAAAACCUUGCAUAUUACACAACUCUGCAAUCCGUUCACGGCCGUGUAGGGGCUGUGAUAGACACAUCGAAUCGCGACACCGCAGACACGUCCGCACUCGGCCGGCACUAG